Messenger RNA from Phialemonium atrogriseum, 426 nucleotides. RefSeq lists its product as uncharacterized. The transcript has 2 exons. The record is from RefSeq and is a predicted model, not a curated record. Bases 1 to 426 code for a protein of 141 amino acids. NCBI's taxonomy places the organism in Eukaryota, Fungi, Ascomycota, Sordariomycetes, Cephalothecales, Cephalothecaceae.
AUGAUCCCCGACGGAACAGCGAAGCUGUUCCACAGGUUCGGCCUCCAAACUACUACCAGCCUUCCGUUCCCUCAACUCGGCGUCCAGGUGCUUGCGGACGACAAGGGGUGGACUCCUAAGUUUGAACCAGCCCAGAUCGUCGCCCUUUUGGUAUGGCACCACCACGGCCACGGCAAGGUUCCUCCACAGGUCCCCGGCCCGCGGUAUCCCGCCGGCACGCGCCUUCCCCCGCCGCUGCAAGCUCGCCCCAGAACUCGCCGAACUGCGCCGUCGUCGCCGCCGUUGAUAGUGUUCCAGGUCUGGGUCACGAACUUCUCCAUCGGGCUGAACAGCGCGAGCACUUCAGCCUUCUUGUGCGCCGGCACGCCAUUGUCGCAGGCUGCGUCCAUCUCAGUCGCCUGCUCGCUGGCAGUGGCCGCCAUCUGA